This is a messenger RNA of Mollisia scopiformis, 1863 nucleotides long. RefSeq lists its product as uncharacterized. The record is from RefSeq and is a predicted model, not a curated record. Gene Ontology annotation, molecular function: protein binding. The transcript has 3 exons. NCBI's taxonomy places the organism in Eukaryota, Fungi, Ascomycota, Leotiomycetes, Helotiales, Mollisiaceae. Bases 76 to 1830 code for a protein of 584 amino acids.
UCACAAGACACAAGAUUCAACACUAAUAAGACUUCCAAGAACCGACCUCUAAAUCAACGACCUGUUUUCACCGUUAUGGCAGACCUGACUUCUCUUCCCACAGAGAUUCUCCGAAACAUCAUGUCAUAUGUCGAUAAAGACAUACGCCAUCUCCUGAAUUGCACCCUUGCCACUCGCAAGCUCUCGGAAGUCGCUCAACCGCAACUGUACAAAAAUAUUUACCUGACUUAUCAUAAUCGCAAUAAAAAGGACAAUGCCAAGACUGCGCAAAGACAAGCUCGACUGUUACGUUCUCUUGCAGAAAAUCCAAAAUUGGGAGCUCUCGUUCGGACGUUCAAGACUCCACAAUCACCAAAAUACGAAAGACCACAGCAGCUCGCCUCGGAUGUCGACGAAUCAGUCUUCAUAAGCGCAGCAAAGAACAUGAUCAACCUAACCAAAGCCAAGUUGACUCCGAGUCCAAUUUCAGAUUACAUUCUCGCAAACCUACAAUCAUAUCCCCGUCUCACAGAUCUCGAGAUUUCAGGCUUCAAACCAGAAGAGCAUAUCUGGGCCUUGGCUCCAACCUCUUUGACGAGUCUGAAAUGGCAAGUCCCAUUUGAUUGGGAAGAUGACGCCCAUCCAUUCUCUACCGCAAAGUUCCUGUUGAAUGUAACAGAAGCCACAUGUCCCAACUUGCGAGCCCUAGACGUCACGGUUCGAGAUUCCGGCAAAUCAUUGGUAUUUUCGAAAGUUGAUGCCGGGGGAGCUCAAAUCUAUCACGCCCCUGCAUCUCCAAAGUCAGGCUUGCCUCAACUCCGUCAUUUCGGAUUCCACUAUCAAGAUAACCGCAGUCCAGUUACCACAAAAGAAUCCCUGCUCUCCGUCUUCAAAACAUACCACACAUCCUUGACAUCCGUCUCCGUACCAGUCGAUUGCGAAUACUACAACCGAACCACCCUCGAUUACCUUCUAAAAAUCGGCUCCAUCUUACCCUCACUCACCUCCCUCGCUCUCACCGAAGCUCAUUCAAUCUAUUUCCGGGGCCCGGAUCCCAAUGACAAGUUAUCCGGAUCAGAUUUCUACGAAGCCCUCACGUCAGGAUUCGUGGAACUUGGAAUCGAGCUAGAGAGAUUCUCGGCGCCGUGUAUAGGAACGCCGUUCUCAGAGAGGUUAGGGAGAGCAUUUGGUGCUUGGAAAAAUCUUCAUUUCCUACAAGUUGGAGAUAUCGCUAAUGGCCACGCUCCAUUCCAAGAGGGGGGCAGACUACUUGACUUUGCGAACUAUGCUCCUCAAAUCCUUGCAUUCAUCACGGCUCUCCCGCCAAAACUCCUGUCACUUUACAUAGAGAUCAACGGACGAGAGUUGACGAUAGAGGAUGACGAUGACUUUUCCUCCAUCGAUAGCCUCGGGCCUGAGGCGUUUAGCACCCUUCGACAUCUUCACCCUCUCGAUAUCCACGCUUGGAUCUACAACGCUGAUGGCGAUCUAAUUGACAUCCCUGAAAAAGGCAUGUUUUGGCGUCGUCUGCCAUCACGAGAAACCCCAUGCUCGAUAGAAGGAUGUACGACAAAACAAUUAUCGACCUCAAGAAUGGAUGCCAUCUACCAACACCGUGAUCUCGCUGUCUCGCACAGAGUUGAAGUGCUAGAAGCUAAGCCGGGAAAAUUGUUUGAAGGUAUAGAUGCGGAAGAAGCUUGGUGUGGUGGGUUGGUACGAAAGCCGCCAGCGAAGAGGAGGGGGACUCAAAGAGGGUGGCAGGGUGAGAAAGGGGUAGACUUUUCGUGGCCUUUUUAUGAGGGUAGAAUUUCUGCUUAUCCUAUGUUCAGGACUAGGUUCUGGAACUUGUGACGAUUGCAGGCUGGGAAACUGAAAUGGUAAUGC